Spea bombifrons (plains spadefoot toad) is the source of this 1071-nucleotide messenger RNA. RefSeq names its product olfactory receptor 6F1-like. Lineage: Eukaryota; Metazoa; Chordata; Amphibia; Anura; Pelobatidae. The record is from RefSeq and is a predicted model, not a curated record. Gene Ontology annotation, molecular function: olfactory receptor activity; G protein-coupled receptor activity. The transcript is spliced from 3 exons. Gene Ontology annotation, biological process: G protein-coupled receptor signaling pathway. The coding region runs from base 1 to 1071 and encodes 356 amino acids. Gene Ontology annotation, cellular component: membrane.
AUGACAAAAGACCUAAAUGUAAACUUAGUUGUGUCGGGGGCCCCGCAACAAACCACACAAGAAGCCUGGUUUGACAUCUCAUCAACAAGCCACGGCUCUGCGGAGGAGCCCUUUGCCUCCACGGCGAAAUUUGAAAUGAAUCAGACAAUCAACGCUGAGUUCUUCCUCCUUGGCUUUCCAAAUCUUCAGAGGGUCAAGACGUUGGUCUUCAUGUUUCUUCUUGUACUUUAUCUCAUAACACUUUCUGGAAAUGUCGUUAUUAUGUGGCUGGUGGCAUCCUGUGGAAGCCUACACUCCCCCAUGUACUUUUUCCUGACGCAACUGUCCCUAGCGGAUAUACUUCUGAUAACAGAUAUCGUCCCAAACGCUCUGUGGAUUAUAUGUAAUAAAGGAAGGACAAUGUCUUUGACAGAGUGUAUUCUUCAGUUUCAUUUUUUUUGCUGGCCUGAAAGUCUAGAGUGCUUCCUUUUGUCUGUGAUGGCUUAUGACAGGUACCUGGCCAUAUGUAGACCACUAAGGUAUCACACUCUAAUGAAUCCUAUGCUUUGCUUGAAAUUGAUUGUGAUAUGUUGGUUUAUAAGCUUUUUUGCAACACUGAUUGAUAUAAUAAACUUAUCUCAACUCCAGUUUUGUGGACCAAGUCGUAUUGACCAUUUUUACUGUGACAUUGUCCCGUUAAUGGAGCUCACAUGUUCAGAUACAUCCUUCUUUCGAAUAGAAAUCCUCCUACUCUGUGUCCCUGUAGCUUUCACCCCUCUCGUAGUUAUCACAGUCUCUUAUGUAUAUAUUGUCCAUGCCGUCCUUAAGAUCACCACCACAAGUGGAAGGAGGAAAGCCUUUUCCACAUGCAGUUCUCACCUCAUCGUGGUGUCCACAUAUUAUGGAUUAAUGAUUGGGAUUUAUAUGCUUCCAGCAAGAGGAAAGUCCUUAAACGUUGGCAAAGUCUUCUCCUUGUUUUACACAGUGGUGACACCAAUGGUCAACCCUAUCAUCUACAGCCUGAGGAAUCAUGAUAUCAGAGAAGCCAUUGAAAAAAAAAUCUACAAAACCAACAUAAGUGACUUAAAGUGA